AUGGAAGACAUUGCUGAAGAACAACAGCAAACUGAAAUUAAUGAAUCUAUUUCUGCAGCACCUCUUCCAGUAUCAACUGAUGAAGCAACAAAAAUUGAACAACCAGCAACAACAUCAUUGGUUCAAUCUCUUUUACAGGAACAAGCUGAUGAAAUAGUAGACAAGAAAAAAAAGAAAAAAAAGAAAGGCAAAGCUGGUCGUGACAAAGAACUUGAACGUUUGACAAAAGCAACUAAAAAUAUCUUUUCUUCGCCCGAAAAAUUGAAUACUGCUUGUGAACGUAUCAAUUCAUUAUUAAAAGAUCACAAAAAACUUUUACUCGAUGUUUGUCAAAUGUUAGACAAAGUUGGUUCAGGUCGUUUGUCAUAUGAACAAUUUCGACUUGUUAUCAAAGAUCGUUUACCUAUAAUAUCACGUGAAGACUUGUUUAUUUUAAUGAAAUUAUUUGAAAAUGAAGGUUUCAUUGAUUAUCGAUCUAUGUUAGAUCAACAACUUGGUAAUGGUAUUUUACGAUAUAUCGUACAAUUGACUGUUCCACCAUCAAAAGAGAUUAUCCUUGAAAAGAAAUUACCAAAAGAAUUGAAACGACCAUUUUAUGAACCUUUACAAUUGACUUAUCCCAAAUAUGUUACACUUCAUCUUCGUCUUAUCACAUUUGAUUCAUAUAAUGCUUAUCCGGGUCAUAUUCGUCUUACUGUACCUGAUCAUAUGAGUGUUUAUGCUCUAUCAAAAAUGGUGAUUGAUGAAACAGAUCUUGCGACACGAUCAAUUAGUAUAUUUCGUGAAAAAGUUCGUUCACGUCAUGGUCUUCUUGAUCCAAUGCGUUCACUUGAAGAAUAUCGUUUGAUAGGUGCCUAUGUAGAUGGUACACAUAAACAAUCAUUUCCAUCCUAUACAUUGUACUAUGAUUAUUCACCCAUGGAUAUACGUGGUGAUUGUCCAAUACUUAAAUGUGAUUAUUUUAUAAAAUGA
Messenger RNA from Rotaria sordida, 972 nucleotides. The record is from the annotation of a GenBank genome assembly. Lineage: Eukaryota; Metazoa; Rotifera; Eurotatoria; Philodinida; Philodinidae.